CGUGAAGAAUUUCUCCCGAUGUAGCCGAGACGUGUUAUCCACGAAACCGUCGACAGCACGAUCUCGCCGCAGUAGUUUCUCGCAGUAAUCUCCUGAUCAGCGUCGGCAGUAAACAUGGCGGCAAUGGCCGAGGCGAAGCUGGACAUGUACGAUGAUGCUGCUUACACUGUUGAUCCUCAGCAUGUUGAGGGUGAGAUGACAGUAGAUUCUAAACAGAGAUCAAACUUAGGAGAACCAGAAUUUAAUACGCUAGACGAGCCCAUCAGAGAUACGAUUUUGAGGGACGUUCGUGCAGUGGGCAAGAAAUUUUUCCAUGUUUUAUAUCCUAAAGAAAAGAAAAGUCUGCUGAAGGAAUGGGAUCUAUGGGGACCAUUAGUAUUAUGCACAUUCAUGGCAAUGAUAUUACAAGGUUCCUCUGUCACAGCCGACAAUUCAAACGAUGGAGGGCCUGAAUUUGCAGAAGUAUUUGUUAUUGUGUGGAUUGGUUCUAUGGUUGUUACAUUGAAUUCAAAACUAUUGGGUGGAAAUAUAUCUUUCUUCCAAAGUGUUUGUGUCUUAGGAUAUUGCCUAUUACCGACUGCCAUUGCUCUAAUUAUAUGCACAGUUAUACUGAUAGUACAACAAACCACACUCCUAUUUAUUCUGAGGUUUGUGAUCACUGUAAUUGGAUUUUUGUGGGCAACAUAUGCAUCAAUGGCAUUCCUUGGUGACAGUCAACCUGUAGGAAGGAAAGCUUUAGCAGUAUAUCCAAUUUUUCUAUUUUAUCUUAUAAUAUCGUGGCUAGUUAUAUCCCAUACUGUAUAAGGUGCGUUACAAUACUUUUUCUGUCAGAAGACUGUACACAGCUCUGGGCUUCCAGAGGACAAAACUAAGCAAAUUGGGCUAUGCAAGUAUUUCAUAGACAUUUCCCAAAUUUCAUAUUUGGACAUAUAUUCCAAUAUCGUGUUUUUUUGUGAGUAAUACACGUAACUAUAGUCGCCAAGUAUUAUCUUUUUAGAAUAUCAUUGGAUAAUGUCAAUUACAAGAUCUGUAAUUAAAUAUAAUCAUAGAAACUUCUGACACUACACGAUCGAGCUAAAUUUAUUGAUGGUACAAAAAUAUCGUAUCUUCUCAUUGAAUGAGAAAAGCCAUCAAUUGAUAUAUAUAUAUUUAUACAAACUUGAUAAGAAAAGACAGUGCUAGAUAUAAUAACGGACAAUUUUAUCAUUAAUUCUCUAAGUUAUUGCAUUUAAGUAUUGAUUCUUAUACUUUUACGUAAAUUUUAACGAUUCUUUCAUAUCAGAUUCGGAUUUUGAUUGCUAUUUUUCAAUUUCAGACAUUUAUAAACAAUGUAGAAAUUGAUUUCUGCCGCUUUGUACAUGUACAUUAUGUAUAUAGAAUUACAUUUAAAUAUUAUACAUUAAACAAAAUAAUACAAUAUAA
Messenger RNA from Odontomachus brunneus, 1422 nucleotides. RefSeq names its product protein YIPF6. Gene Ontology annotation, biological process: endoplasmic reticulum to Golgi vesicle-mediated transport. The transcript has 7 exons. The record is from RefSeq and is a predicted model, not a curated record. NCBI's taxonomy places the organism in Eukaryota, Metazoa, Arthropoda, Insecta, Hymenoptera, Formicidae. Gene Ontology annotation, cellular component: membrane; trans-Golgi network. Bases 115 to 804 code for a protein of 229 amino acids.